CUGCUUCCCAGGGAGCCCGCGGCGGCGCCCGGCUUCGGCAGGUCGCUCCUCGGGCUCGGCAGUGCGGGCCGCCUCCCCCGGCAGCAGCCUCCUCCGGCCGCAGCGGCGGUGUCCACCGGCCCCGCGGCGCCCAUGGCGGCGGAGCCCCAGCCCAAGGCGCUGACUCGCAAGCCCCUCCUGCUCCACAAAGUGGAGGGCUCGCAGGAGGUGGUGAACAUGGCAGCGAUAGUGCCCAAGGAGGAUGGGGUCAUCAGCGUCUCCGAGGACAGAACAGUUCGUGUCUGGCUGAAGAGAGACAGUGGGCAGUACUGGCCCAGCAUAUACCAUGCAAUGCCAUCUCCAUGUUCAUGCAUGUCUUUUAACCCGGAAACCAGAAGGCUGUCCAUAGGUCUAGACAAUGGUACAAUCUCAGAAUUCAUUUUAUCAGAAGAUUACAACAAGAUGACACUAGUGAAAAGUUACCAGGCUCAUCAAAGCAGGGUCAUGAUGAUUCUCUUUGUCCUGGAGAUGGAGUGGGUGUUAAGCACCGGACAAGACAAACACUUCACGUGGCACUGUUCGGAGAGCGGCCAGCGCCUGGGAGGGUACCGCACCAACGCGGGCGCCUGUGGCCUGCAAUUUGAUGUGGAAACCCGGCACGUGUUUGUAGGUGAUCAUUCUGGGCAAGUGACCAUACUCAAACUAGAGCAAGAGUCCUGCAGCCUUGUUACGACAUUUAAGGGACACACAGGUGGUGUCACUGCUCUUUGUUGGGAUCCAAUACACCGAGUUUUAUUCUCAGGCAGUUCUGAUCAUUCCAUUAUAAUGUGGGAUAUUGGAGGAAGAAAAGGAACAGCCAUCGAGCUGCAAGGACAUAAGUACGUUCAAAGACCUUCUUCCUGCUUUUAUGGGGUAAAAGCUAAAGGCAGAAGCAAUAUCUGGAAACAAACAGCCCAAAGGUUGCAGCCUUCACAAGCUUCAAGCUUGUAUGUGUGGACUCCCUGUGGUCCAUAUACAACAGGAAUAAGUUGCUUAUAUGAUAAAGUUCAGUCUCUCUCCUACGCUCACCACACUCGGCAGCUCAUCUCCUGUGGUGCAGAUGGGGGAAUCGUCGUCUGGAACAUGGAUGUUGAGAGGCAGGAGACUCCGGAGUGGCUGGAUAGUGACUCCUGUCAAAAAUGUGACCAGCCUUUCUUCUGGAACUUCAAGCAAAUGUGGGACAGUAAGAAAAUAGGCCUCAGGCAGCAUCACUGCCGGAAGUGUGGGAAAGCCGUGUGCGGCAAAUGCAGCUCCAAGCGCUCCUCUAUCCCGCUGAUGGGGUUUGAGUUUGAAGUGAGGGUCUGUGAUAGCUGUCACGAGUCUAUAACAGAUGAAGAGCGGGCGCCCACAGCUACUUUCCACGACAGUAAGCACAACAUUGUUCAUGUACACUUUGAUGCCACCAGGGGAUGGCUGUUGACCUCGGGGACAGACAAGGUUAUUAAGUUGUGGGAUAUGACACCAGUAGUGUCUUGAUGGUGCAUCAGUGGAACUUGAAAGGUGAUAUUUACAGAAGAAACAGAUUUCCUAACCCUAAUCAUCCUGCAGAAGAUAGGUAACGCUGGGCACACACAGCAGAUGAGAAAGGAACUAAUGUGUUUACAACAAUUUUACGUCCUCUGCUUGAUCAAGGCUGAACAUUUGCACGAAGACUCUUUCCACUUACUCUCAAAAUAUACAAGAAGGUAUUUUUUUAACUAAUGGUUUGUACGAUCUGACUUCCGUUGUCUUGAGUUUGUUUGGGAAAUCCGUGUGCAGUGCAAUUUUUAGUUUUUAUAUUUCACUAUGUCGAGAUACUUGCUGCUUUGUACAGAGGGUUCUUGGGGUGUGUGUUACCAUGUGAGGGUUUGGUAGCAACAUACUGUAUAAGGCAACCAGCUCUCCCCACAACAAGUACCUGUUGAUUUGGGAUGUUCCUGCUGACCGUGCUCUCUGCAGUGGAGGAACUCCAGGCACAGUCUUGCAUGUUCUCUGGGUGCAUCACCAAAGAGCUGAUGGACUAUUGCAAUUCCUAAAAGGGCUCUACCAUCUAUUUGUCCUACUGGGCAUCACCUGGAGAGCGUUUCAUUGGUUUGUAGUAGCUAAAAUCCAGUUUCCUGCCUCCUUCCUUGCUGCACAAGUUGCAAAACCAGGGGGCAGGUUGCUUAGCAACUAAUUUCUACAAAACCUGAAAUACUUCUCUGGCUCAGAGCAUGACAAGGAGCACACGGGCCUGUUUGAGUUUGAUGAGGCUGACAGGCUGAUUCAAAUUAAAUUAUUAGCAACAGGAACUUUUGGGAGUGUGUGCAUGCAGGGGGGCAGGUCCAAAACUGGUCUAGGUCUGAAAAGUCUGGUUUACCUCUACCUCUACCUUGCACAGCAACAUUUCAGCAUUCAUACCUGUCUGUGUUGUUGAAGAUGAAUUUGAUUUUCCUGUUUUCCAUAUGGUUAGUCAUAUUUAUUUUUUAAAAUGCUAAUGUUUUUUAUUAAUUUCCUUUAUAGAGCAGAAACUGAUAUUGCUGAAUGACGCCUAUUGUCCUGUUGUCAUAUUUUACAGUUUCUUUUAAAAAUAAAAAGUAUUUAAAAACCUGGAUUGACCAAAAUUACCUUUUUAGAAGGAUAUUGUCAAGAUGAAUAAGCAAAAAAACCCUUUUUUCUAAAGGGAUCUUCUCUGAAGAGUCACCUCUCUCUUCCUUUGCUCCAUUUCACUUUUCAGCAUGCUAUUGCUGAUGCGCUUUGAAGAAACUGGUGUAGAGAAUAAUACUGGAGACUAGACCCAGGGAUUCCCUGUAUCUCCUAUAUAAGCAGGCCUCAUGGUCUGUAGAUGCUGUGACACAGCACAUCAGUGGUGCUCAGUCUUGCCCCAUGUUGGGCUUUACUUUUCCCAUAUGAAGUGGGGAGUCCAUGAUGUUUAUCACUACAGAGCACAUUGCUACCUAGAGAAGACUUGUAUUUUCCCUUGAGUGAUAAUGCUGAAAGAAAAUAAAGCUUUUCCUUUGUUUGCCCAGCAGUAAUUCACUUUUGAGGAAACAAAAAUGUUAACACAAUCCAUGACAUUAAUCGUAGACCUGUGAGCUGCUGCAGUGAAGGGUGAGUGGACUUCCAUGUGCAUGUCACAGGACUGCUAUGUAUUUUCAGGGGAAAUUCUCUUUUUAAACAUCCUAUAAACUGUGCUGAAGCAUUUUGCAGUCAUAUUCUCUGAAAUGAUGUCACCUUGGCUUUUGUGGUCAUACAGCUUGUUGGUAUUCCUCUAGGCAGAAUAUUUAAGAGUAUUUUCAACUGUAAUUCACACAGCACUAAAAAGAUUCUUUUUCCAGCUUGAAUGUUAAUUGUUUUCUAAGUCCUCCCACUUUCUCUCCUGGAAGCUAGAUGCUUGUUUCCCCUUGGAAGCCUUUUCAUUACACCUUAUGUGUGGUUUCUGAUGUCUGAAGUGUUGUUGGCUGAUGAAGCUAUGCAAGAUGAGCAAGUUGCCUGCCAGUAUUUCAUUCCAGCUGGAGAAGAUGUAUGAAACAUUACUGGACUAUGCUGUUCCAUGUUAUCUUGGGCUCUGCUGUGCAGACAGUAUCUCUUAUGGCGGCAGAAACAUGGGAGCACUGAAGUGAAUUGAAAUCACUAUUCAGCACUCUGUUCCUGAAGAGACAUAGCAGCUGCAAUAUGCCUGGGACUCCAACAUGAAUUGUGCUUACGCUGAUGGAGCACAGAGUCAGUAAGCUGAGGGAUCUGCCCCUGAGUCAACACCUAGUCCUUCUGAAUAUGUAACGCUCAAACAAAGGUGAGGAACUGACUCCAAAGGAGACCAAAUUUGGGAGCAAGGUGUGUUUGGACAGCUCUGCACUAAACUCUUGGCUCUGCAGUAAAUUCUCUUCCAAGGUGUCAUGGUAUCAGUGUUGCUUAUGGGUGGAUGUUGGGUAUAAAUGUCCAUUUUGCAAAAUUUCCCUUGCUGAUUUUCUGACUAAACUACCUGCAGGAUUAUCUGAACUUAAGCUGAGCAUCUCCUUAUCUUGCGGUCUCAGGACAAACUGUUCCCAACUUAGAAAAUUACAUAAGCUGAAAGUGAAGCUGAGGGGGAAAGGGAAGUUUGUCCCUUUGCUAUGACCUUAACAGCUAUAAUGUAGAGAUAUGAAGAGAAAAUAGUUGUCUCUUUACCUCCCAAAUGAAACAAGAAGGGUUUGACUCUGGGACAGUUAAACCACUUUCCUUCCUGUUCUGUCACGUUAGGGUAACAAUCUCAGUUUCUUGUGUCUUCUAGAGCCACACAAAAAUGGAUCUCUGUUGUCUGGUCCUUUUCAUUUGAGUUGCUGAAUAAAAAAUCUCAGUUAUUUUUAUGAAUUGCAUUAUUGGGGAGGGGAGGUUCUUUUGGUACAGAUGUAAACUGUGCAGCACCCCACGCAGACACCCACACACGCUCAAGUGAAGCAAAGUCCCUGUUCCCUGGGGUUGCUGAAAUGCGGCAGCACACUUUCAGUGAUUGCUCCAGCUGUGCCAAGGGGCAUACAAACAAGGUUGUCCUUCCUCUGCUCUUCAGAAAAAAUGACUUUCAUUUCUCUCUUAGCUAGUGUUUGCUUGGGGGAAAAAGUGGUGUUCUUCAGAGCCAUUCCUGGCUUUCAAAUGGACAGUAUCUGGAGAGCUUAGGCAGGCGAUGGGGCAGGCGCUGCUCACAUACACAGUGCUUGAGCACCUGACUUGGGCCACUUGUGUUCCAGGUGGCUGAAGGAAGAUCAACCUGAGCCCCAAACUUCAGCCUUUUUAAGCUGAAAAUACUUAGUAAAGGGAAAAGUAUGUGGGCAACUGCUUGCGAUGGCAGCACUGAUGAUCCUUCCAUCUGCGGGAGACUAACAUCGUGGUUAUACAUGGCUGAAACGAGAUAGUGCAUCGGGCUAAAAGUCAGACUGUAACAGGGAAUAAUCCCGAAUGGUGACAUUAUUGUGCUCAUCUGUUAGCACUCUUGCCUACCUACAGCUGCUCUUUACAGUGCAGCCCAGGCAACCUCCCUACCUUGUCCUCUUGAACUUGAGGCCAUCACCUGAAUGUCAGCACAUCGACUCUUAGUACAUCAAAAGUGAUAACUAUGCUUUGCCUGAGACAGUGGCAUAAGUAUUUCCAGCACAAGGAAAAGAUGCAAUGUGUUUCCUGUGAGUGGGGUUGGUUAGUAAUGAGGAGGUGGAUGGCUGGAUACACAAAAAGGAUUGUGCAUGGUCCUAAAAAGGUGUAAGGGUGGGAAGUUUGCUUUAUGCCUGCUGAGGAAAUCGCUGUUAGAGAGGGAUGUAAAUCUUUUUUUCACAGCUGUGUCCAGUUCUGGGCUCCCCAGUACAACAGAUAAAGCAGUAGCUUUAGAGAGAGUCCAUCAAGGGGCCCCUAAAAUGAUGAAGGAAACAGAGCAUCUCAUCAAUGAAUACAAAUACCUGAAGGGAGGGUGCACAGAAGAUGGAGCUGGGCUCUGCCACUGGUGCCCAGUGGCAGAACCAGAGGCAGUGGGCACAAACUGAACAUCAGGAAACACUUUUUACUGUGAGGGUGACCGAGCACUGGCACAGCUUGGCCAGAGAGGUUGUGGAGUCUCCAUCCUUGGAGAUAUUUAAAAGCUGUGUGGACAUGGUCCUUGGCAACUGGCUCUUGGAGGUCCUGCUUGAGCAGGGGGUUUGGACCAGAUGACCUUUGGAAGUCUCUUCCAACCUCAACCCUUCUGUGAUUCAAAGUCCGCUUAACAUCUGCAUCUACCUCAUGGGUUAGAAAAUAAAAAAAUAUGUAUCUUUCUUUAAAUCUAAAAUACAAGGGCUAGUAACUAAUUAACAAAUACUACAUAUGUCUUUCCUGGCUAUUCCCGAUAGGAUCUGGGUAACAACAACCAAAACUCUGUUUUGCAGCACAUAGGAAAUAGGUGUACAUUGUGUGGUUUUAUAGGUCCUUUCCAGGAGACCACACUGGGAUGUUUCCAAUUAGGAUUUAGAAGGUUUUGUUUCUAUAUGUGACAAUAGUAUGCAAUAGUAAUCAGAAACUCAAUCCUUUUUUCAGGGUGGAUUAAUGUGCUAAGUCCCUUCAGCAUUGACCUGUUGUGUAAUAUUGAGGAAGAAACAUAUUUUUCUCUUUAAAAUUGCUUGCAAAAUUUAACAGGAGGUCUUUGCUCCUUCAGAAGAAAAAAGUGGUGCCUAGUUUGACAAUAACCUGAAGUUCUGGAAUUUAAGUUUAAGAUUAACUCUGUGUGGUCACAUGUGCCUUUUCAUUGCAUUUUCCUGGUUUGGGAGAUUUUCCCUUGUGACCAGCCUUUGGCCAUCUCUGAAACUUUGUUUGCUGCAGGACAACAUUUUGCUGCCAAGAACAGAAGAGGUGGAAUACAAAGGCAUUGAAUUUGGUGCCAUGUGGGGACAUCGAACUCAAAGCAAAAUGAAAACAAGAGAGCACAGCCUACUGGCAAAGUCUUUGGAAACAAGAGAUGCCAAGAGAGAAUGGUAUCAGCAUAUGUAAAAAGCCACUAGUAUAGAAAUGAAUAUUCAUCAGAACUGUACAAAGCCAAACCAUCCCCUGUCCCAGGAUCAUGAAUUGACCAGCAGCCUGAUCAGGAACCAGAAGCCAUGAGGAUUAUAGAAUUGUUCUGGUGAUGGGGUGGUAGAUUGAGUCUAUGAAGAUCUGACUUCAAUUUCUUGUCCUCUGGUUUAAUUGCCUGAUUGUAUGUAUCUACCUCAAGUGGUGCUGUAAGAAAUGCAUUAAAUGCAUAAGCACUUUGACAUUGAAAUGAUGGGGAAGACACACAUAACUAUUGAGAUGGUGCAGAAGAGAUGUCAGAUCCUGUGAUGGCUGAGGUUUUGCCUCUCUCCAGUUACUGGCUCCUUAGACAUUAAAUAAUUUGAAUUUAUUGAAGGAUUUACGUCUUUCGUAUUUUCCAGGCUUAUUUUUUUCAUCUCUGUUGACUGAAUUCAGCACCUUUGCAGAUAGAUACUAACCAAAUACAAACAUUUUACCACAGGUCAGGGCUUCCUUCAGAUGUGAAGGAGCAUUAACACCUCUACUUUGUCCUGUCCCAAGGAAAUUCUGUGCCACCACCAAGUAAUCAAGAAAGUUUCAGAUAAAAAUGAGUACAUGAUUCACCUUUGUCGUUAUCACUAAUUUCAGGAGUGGUUUAGUUUUCCAAGGGCUGAGCGUUGCUUCUCACUCUCUACUUGGCAAGUUAAGUACACUAUACUGACCAGUAUCUUGUGGGGUUUGUUGUCUUUCAGAAUAGAGGGAUUUUACAUGGAAAAAAUCUUGCUGGGUUUUGUUCAUGUCAGUGUUUUCUAGGAAUACAGCUCUGCAAUUUGACCAUCUUUUCUUCUAAUUGUAUUGUAACACCUCCCAGUUCUGUUCCAGUGUGUAAAUAUGUCUCCAACGUAACUGAAUAAAUCAUGAUAGUUUAAUCCCACCAAAUUAAUUUCUAUCAGCUUCUGGCUAUUACUUUCCUUCUCUAUGUGUUGAUUUGUAAUGAGGAACUUGGGUUACUGAGUUUUGCCUGGACCCAUUCACCUCCCUGUUCUGUGAGUUGUCAUAAAACUGACCACUAUUGUAUGGGCAAGUGGCAUCAUUCCUUUGCCAUGAUGAAUCCUCACUCCAACCACCUGGCAGCAGGUGAGCAGCCAAGGGAAGCAGCAUGUUUGGCCAGUGAAGGAAUUGUAGGAUUUUCUGCAUUGCCCCAAGGCUCCCUGUAAAAUGCAGAUUCUCAACUGGAAAGUAAAGGGAAGAUGCUCAAGAAGAUGAUUUUUGACCAUCAAGGAAAACACCGCUUCCUGGGAGCUCCCUCUCUGAAGUUUGCAGCAGUGCAGCAGGUUUUAUCACUCCCCCUCUGUUCUGGCAAUGGUUUUAGCUGUGAAAUACCACUGAUACUGCUGUCACAGCAAAGAUUUGAGUUGUUCCUUAUGAUGGCAGGAUGAAAACCUGCUGAAGACCUUUGGCCCAGAUGACACGUCUCUUUGUAAGGCUUGUGCAUGAGCUUUUGCCUUGAGAGAGAACAAGUUUCCUUCACAAGGAUACAUCAUUUUUCCUAGCGUUUAUCUGAAGGUUCCCUCUAGAGAGAGGAAGAUAAAUACUGACCUACUUCACAAAUUGAAGCUCUUGGAUUUGGUCGCUUUUAGUCCCAGAAGUGGUUCUUUUUUGUUACACUUGCUCCCCCAACAGGCUCCUUGCGUUUUCAACGCCUUCUUUCUCUCACUGUCUGAUCUUGUGGUGUUAGGAUGACCGCAGGAAUACAGAGUUUUCAAGUUGUCUUAUUUGCAUUACAAAAUUAUCUCCUGUAAUCAGUCACUGAGUCUGCCCAAGCACACACAGGACUACCUCUCCCAACAAAACAAGUGAUGUAAGCCUGAUAGACACAGAGGAAAAUACACUGAGCUGAGCCAAGGGAGAUGUGAAGCUUCCUGCUGCCAGUCAGAGUGGUAACAGCGUGUUUAAAAGGGCAGUGGGUGGAUGUUGACCAGCACUAAUUUUAGAUAAGUAGGAUCUGGUGUCAGGAGAAGGGGGGUUUAGUUUUGGAGGGAGCAUGUGAGAGCAACACACAGUGGGAAUGGAAGAAGGGCACAGGUGAAAGGAACUUAAGGAUUAAACUGCUUUAUAGCUGCCCUUCUCCACUGGAGUCAAUGACCACCAGGUUGUUCAUGAAAGGGUAACUCUGUGUUCACUCUCCACUCUCUGAGUUAAAUAUUGGUUAAUGAAAACUAGUACUGCUCCUGCUCCAGCUUUAAAAACAUGCUCUGUCAUUCGAAAAAUACAGUUAGAGAUUGAACUGAGAAUUGAAAUGUUUGGCCCAGGGCUGGGUCCCAGCAAAUAAAUUGUUUACACUGUUUUCUGACACUGACUUAAGUCUGUCUACAUUGAAGUCUACAGCAAAACUCCCCUCUCUGAGCCCAGGCGAUGCAUGUUCAACAUUCCACCCAAGUCUUGUUUAAUAGGAAAGGGUAUCCCUGCUUCCAUCCUGUUCCCAGUGAGGGGAAUGGUGUAAGCAUGGAGAGUUGGGGCAGCACAGAAGCUGGUGGGUGUGUCGGUGCAAAGGCAUACAGUUGGUAUUUGCAGCUUACUCCAAAAGAGCGAGGUAUGUGUGGGAAUGUCCUCUUAUUCAAAAGCAGAUGACAAACAACUGUUUAUAUGUUUUAAAUAACUAAUAAAUUACAUGUUUAAUCAACUACAGGUUUUUUUACAAAGAGUAAAUAUGGCCCAGAAAUGAAACUUAGGAGAAGAGGAAAUGCGUUUACAAAAUUACCUGCUCUCUGUUGCACUGACCUCCUAAAACUUUUACCCAAGACAGACGUUUCAGACAUUUCAGUGGCCCUUGCACCACUGCUGCCAGUCCCACUGCACUGCUGCUGGGCUGAGCCUUACCUUUUCACAGAGUCAGAGACUGGUUAGGCUUGGAAGCAGCCUUAAAGAUCGUCUAGUUCCAAUCCCCUGCUAUGGGCAGGGACACCUUCCGCUAGACCAGGUUGCUCAAAGCCCCGUCCAACCUGGCCUUGAACACUGCCAGGGUUGGGGCAGCCACAGCUUCUCUGGGCUACCUAUGCCAGUGCCUCACCACCCUCACAGGGAAAAAUUCCUUCCUAAUACCUAAUCUGAAUCUCACCUCUUUCAGUUUAAAACCGUUCCUCCUUUUCCUAUCCCUAAAGCCCUAAUAAAAAGUCCCUCUCCAGAUUUCUUGGGCUCCUAUAAAUUGAAGCCCACAGUGUGCACUGCUUAGCAAUAAUUUGCAUCACCUUCUAUUCCUGCUCAUCUGUCACUGGAUGCCAUUUUUCUUUUUCCCUUAAAAUUUUACAGGUGGCACUAAAAGUAUUUGCUUGUGUGCAGGUGCAAGUUGUUCUGAAUUGCAUUAACACAAAGCAUCUUGCUGUCUUCACAGCCCCGUCCCAUGUUUGCUUUUGUGGAAAAGGGCUGAAAUAAAGCAUCAUCAGGACCAUAACACCAAAGCAUGGGGACUCUGGAUUUUGCUUCUAAUUCCUGUCCUGUGUUUUAAUUCUUUUUAAAUCACAAGUGCUCUUAAACCAUAGUAUUUGGCUAUUUUACACUGUGACCAAACUUUGAUUAAAGCAGUUUUCAUACCUUU
This is a messenger RNA of Strigops habroptila (Kakapo), 10051 nucleotides long. It is a transcript of the gene WDFY2, whose product is annotated as WD repeat and FYVE domain containing 2. NCBI's taxonomy places the organism in Eukaryota, Metazoa, Chordata, Aves, Psittaciformes, Psittacidae. The transcript is spliced from 12 exons. Gene Ontology annotation, molecular function: metal ion binding; protein binding. The record is from RefSeq and is a predicted model, not a curated record. The coding region runs from base 133 to 1494 and encodes 453 amino acids.